Molecule: messenger RNA, 1632 nt
Organism: Peniophora sp. CBMAI 1063
Lineage: Eukaryota; Fungi; Basidiomycota; Agaricomycetes; Russulales; Peniophoraceae
Source: the annotation of a GenBank genome assembly
AUGGCCGACCUGGCGAACGCGCUGACAGCCAAUCCUCGCCCAUCAACUCCGCAGUCUUUUACGCGACACCUUCCCGAGGACGUUCUGGCGAUUAUCUUUAGGCUUGUCAUCGACGAGCACUAUGCCCAUUCCGACGCGCCUUUCCAACCUUGCGCACCUCAACUCGUGCUCGCAUCCGUCUGCAGUCAAUGGAGAGAGCUCAGCCGCAGCAUGCGCCAUCUCUGGACCACAGUACCCGUUGGAGCCGACCCCUCGCAUGCAGCGCAAUGCCUCAUCCGAUCUGGCGAGUUACAUCUGCGCGUUGGAGUCCAGUUCAGCGUACACCCGUGGUCCUCCGACAGAAGCGAACCCGACCUUAUCAAUCAAGUACAUCGCGCUCUUUAUCCUUUCACCUGGCACAUCAAGACCAAGCUCCCUGUAAACCGCAUUUUCCUAGUGAAACGCGUACGCGAAGUGGCCAUGUCUGUCCCGCCUUCUCUUGUCUCGCGAUUCCACACCCAAGGCGUGUGGAGAAGGCAUUACUUCCCCGACGUUCGAACCCUAUAUGUCUCUCUGAAGAAGACUCGAGAUGAGGUGUCGAUGGAAGCGGCGGCGUGGUUACUUGAACGUUGGCUACCUACCUCUCCUUACGAUCUCUCUUGGGCUGGCCCGCGCUUGUUUCCCAAACUCCAUCAUCUACGUCUAGAUGGACUUCACCUCCCUCAGUGGUCUCUACGUUUACCCAGCAAUCUACACACUAUGGAGCUACACCUCAUUGAUGCCCCGCAACGUAAGCUGCAGAAGCUGGAUCACAACAGCAUCUCGCUUUCUCAUCUCUGGGACGACCUUGGCUCACUUGCGCACCUCAAUCGCCUAUCCAUCGAUUUCGCCGAUGCCUUCAGCGGCGUCGACAUCAUCGCAGACAUCAGUCUACCCUCUAUUCACGAGAUCAACCUUACAACCCAAUCCCUCAGCUUGUUGUCCAACAUAAGCAAAGCAACGCGCAUGCCAUCUCUUCGUCGCUACACCCUCGCGCUCACCCUUCGCCAUCGUUCUGUGCUGGAUCCUCCGGCCGGCGAUGAGAUCGUCUCUUCGCUGCGCUGCUUUAUAUCGCAGCUUCCUCCUCUACACGCCCUCUAUGUUCUCCAUCGCACCUCAACGCGGACCGCCAUCGUGACCGUCGCGGCUGCCUCGCAUUUUCUGGACUGGCCUGCUUCUGUCGCGCAGGACGCUCUCUUCGAUGAUACCAACCUUCACAUCACUUUCACUUGCGAUGUUAGGAGCCGCUGUGCAUCUACUGCUGAGACCUUUCUUGGCGCGGCCUUGGAGUGCAUGGCCUCGCUUUCCGACACACACCCUAUCGAUUCCCUGGAGAUAUCUUUGGACGAUGACCAUCUCACCACGUUCGUCUGCUCGCCGGGAGUUAUCGGCAGGUUCCAGAAGAUGCAGAAACUUACAUGCCACGAUGGCCACGCCGAGCUCAUAUCGAACCUACUCCAGAACUCCACCCUGUUACCCCAUCUGAAGACGCUCGCCACAUCGUCUCUAGACCCGGUCGGAGCCGCCACUCUGGACGCCUUGUCUGACAUGCGGAAAGGCCUAUCUCACCUGACGUUGCCGAAUACGGAUAUUUUGCGCGAUGGGAUUCGCUAG